Messenger RNA from Amblyraja radiata (thorny skate), 2313 nucleotides. RefSeq names its product magnesium transporter NIPA2. Gene Ontology annotation, cellular component: membrane. Lineage: Eukaryota; Metazoa; Chordata; Chondrichthyes; Rajiformes; Rajidae. The record is from RefSeq and is a predicted model, not a curated record. The transcript has 6 exons. Gene Ontology annotation, biological process: magnesium ion transport. The coding region runs from base 266 to 1495 and encodes 409 amino acids. Gene Ontology annotation, molecular function: magnesium ion transmembrane transporter activity.
UUGCCUCCUCAUUGACACCUGGGGUCUGGCGAGCAACACGUGGGAGGGACGCCUGGCGGGAGUGUCCGCAGCCCCGCGAUGCAGUAGGUAUCCAGCCGAAUGGGGGAGGAUAGCGACAGAGUUAAAAGUAUAAGGAGUUUCAAAUUGUGAGCUGGACAAAGAUUUUGGUGAGCAACUUUCAGCGCGCCCAAGAUAUUAGCCAAAAAAGACCUGCUUAUUUAGCUUCGGGGAAACACCGCUUCCAGAUAUACAGAGACAUCUUUUAAUGGAUCCAGCGUGUGUUGAAGGUUCCUUCAUUUCUUUAGCUUGCCCUUCUGCUCGACAGGCUUUAUGUCAGAUCAUCAAUGUAACCAAAAUGAAAGACAUGCACCGCCAAAAGCAAAAUGAAGAAUUCAAUGGGACAGCCCUUGGAAAAGUAAUUUGGCCCGAAACGCAAUACAACUUGUAUAUAGGGUUGGCCUUAGCAAUUACAUCCAGCCUCUUCAUUGGAAGCAGUUUUAUACUCAAGAAGAAAGGUCUCUUGCGAUUGGCUGAAAAAGGAAUUGCCAGAGCAGGUCAAGGAGGAUAUGCCUAUUUAAAGGAAUGGCUCUGGUGGGGAGGACUUCUAUUGAUGGGUGCUGGAGAAGCUGCAAACUUUACUGCAUAUGUGUUUGCACCUGCCACACUGGUUACCCCAUUGGGUGCACUAAGUGUGCUAAUAAGUGCUGUGCUUUCAUCUUAUGCCUUGCAUGAGCGACUGAACAUCCAUGGCAAGUUGGGGUGCCUGCUCUGCGUUGUAGGAUCAACUAUAAUAGUCAUUCAUGCACCGGAAGAAGAAGGAGUCCACUCCUUGGAUGAGAUGCAAGAGAAGCUAAAAGACACUGGAUUCAUCAUAUUUGCCAGCAUAAUGAUCAUAGUUUCUGUGGUGUUAAUUUUCUUUAUUGCCCCUAAAUUGGGAAGAACAAAUAUUCUGGUCUAUAUCUUAAUUUGCUCCCUGAUUGGUGCCUUUUCUGUAUCUUCGGUAAAAGGACUCGGCCUUGUGAUAAAGGAGCUGAUUGAGAACAGACCUGUGAUCAGCAAACCAUUCAGUUGGGUUCUGCUCCUGACCUUGAUCAUUUCUAUUGGCACGCAAAUCAACUAUUUAAAUAAAGCUCUUGAUACCUUCAACAUCUCCUUAGUUACCCCAAUUUACUAUGUGCUCUUCACAACUACCGUCAUCACUUGCUCUGUCAUCCUUUUCAAAGAAUGGAAUGGUGUGAAUGUCAAGGAUGUCAUUGGGAUUAUCAGUGGAUUCUGUACCAUCAUUUUGGGCAUCUUUUUACUUCAUGCGUUUAAGGAUAUUGAAGUCACUUGGCAACAGUUAGUAUCUCUGACAAAGAAGAUUGAAAAAGAAGAAACAAAUGGAUUUGAACAUGAUGAUCAUCAUACAUUAUUGGAGAACAUGGGCAGCCCAUCUGCCAGAUAUGAAGAUGAAAUGCAUAUAUUCUUUGAUAGGAGAAAUGAUGAUUUACAAUAGUGGCCUAAUUUAAAUAGCUAAUUAUGAAAAAGGAACAUUAUUUUGAUCUGCACAUUACCUGUGCAACCAGUGUAUUAGAUCAUAAGAUCGCUAUAUGUACAUCUUUUGAUUUGCACAGUAUUUACAUUAUUUAUAUCAUUGGUUUCUAGAUUUAAUUGUGCACUCAAUGGACAGUCCUGUGUUCUAAAUUAAGUAAUGCAAGUACAAAGGAACUGCUAGCAGUUCAUCUUUGGUCAGUGAUGUUAAGUAUUCUAUAUGGUUGCAUAAUCAUAUCAGCAUUUUGUAUUCUACCUCCAGAAUUCAUUCCCUUGAUUGAAUUCUGAUCUGAGAACACUUCUGCAGUUAUUAACUAACACCAUUUGUUCCGAACAAAUUAGAGAGAGUUUUUAAAUGAACUGCUUUGACUUGUAGGAAGUAUAGUGCAAUUUCAAUGUGAGGCAUUUGUUUCUGGGAUCAUGGUGAAAGAAUGGAUAUUUGCAUUAGAGAUUUGGUCUUCAAAUAAGAUUUCUGGAACUUGUUGCUGUGCUCAAUUAAAAUGGGCUGCCUCGUACCAUAAAAAAAAAAUAAGAUCUGGGUUGCAACUCUUGAAUUGUACAUUGUAUGCCACAUAGGUAUUUUUUUUUCAAAAUAUUCUAGCACUUUUGUUAACAAUGUAUUACAGAUGUGUAUAAUUUAAUAAAGUCUGUAUGCAGUGGAGAUUUGUAAACAUAGCUCUCACUCCAUGGCAAAUAGUUCCUAUUGAGGGUGAAAGUGUUUGAAUAUAACUGCAAGUAUUUGCUUUAUUUUUAUAAAUAAAGGUUGGCCUAUAUUAAGAUCAA